AUGCCCGUGGCCGACCUGCCCGACGUUACGUGGCCGCUGCCGGACCUCGUGACGAGGCUGAACUGGGAGCUGCCAGACGGCCACUUCAAGGGGUGGGCGCCGGGCCAGGACAACGAGUUCAUCCGAAGAUACAACAGCAGGACCCCGGACUGGCUGCCGGCGCCGGCGCCUACCGGGUUCCGUCGCUGGGACCCGGAGUCGAGGUCGAGUCGGGGCAACGACAGCGUGACGGACCCGGAGCCAAGGUCGAGUCGGGGCAACGACAGCGUGACGGACCCCAUGGCCGCCGCGGCGUCUCCGGGCUCGACAUCCGACGGCCACCAUUUUUACAACCCGGUCGACGACCCCUUGAGGAUCAACAAUCUCGGCGGAGACGUGCUGCCCGAGUUGAGGAGCGCACUGGGGCUGGAUUCGGUCAACAUCAGACACGUCGUGCUCAUCCAGAUGGAGAGCAUGCGGCAGGAGCUGUUCCCGCUCCGCAACGGCUCCAGCUUCCACAAGAUGGUGCUGCAGUCUCACGACAAGUCGUUCCGCCACGACGAGGUGAACCGCCAGCUGGCCCGGCUGGGUAUCAACGCGCAGAGAAUCACCGGAGUGCCGGCCAGCUUCGAGACCUCUGACGGGAAACCCAUCGCGGUAGAAUCUGACGAGUGGCACGACACGACGGACGCCGGCUUGGGGGGCCUCAACGUCGUUGGCACGCACACGACCUGCAGCUCGUCCAUCAAGAGCCUGGCGGCCAUACACUGCGGCGCCUGGCCCUUGCCCGUCGACUGGUCCGCGGAGUCGGGGCUGCAGAGCUACCAGCCCUGCUUGCCGCACAUAUUCAAGCUGUUCAACGCGCUCAAGGACGGAGCGUCCAACGCUUCCGACUAUCGCGAGCACCAGUGGUAUCCCGCGCUGUUCCAGUCCAUCGCGGACGAGUUCGACAACCAACACGACAUGGACAGGAUGAUUGGAUUCGACCUCACCGUGACGAGGAAGCAGGUCGACGAGCGGAACCAAAAGGGGGAGACGGACGAGAAGGAGAUCAACUACUUUGGAUUUCCGGAGACGGCCAUCAGACCGGACAUCAAGGAGUACGUCAAGGCGGCGGUAGAGGGCAACAAGCGCAUGUUCCUCUCCCACUUCACGAGCACGACGCACCAUCCCUGGGGCACCCCGACGUGGUUCCAGAAGACCGAGUACAUGGGCACGAAGCGUAGCGGGCUGACGGCGUCGCACGACGACAUGAACAAGUACCUCAACACGAUCCGCUGGAACGACGCCUGGAUCGGCGAGAUGAUGCAGCUGCUCGACGACUUUGGCGUCGCAAACGAGACGCUCGUCGUCUUUGUCGGCGACCACGGGCAGGCGUUCAAGGAGGACGCCCAGGUCAGCGGCACCUACCAGAACGCCCACGUCAGCAACUUCCGCGUCCCUCUGGCGUUUUGGCACCCGCGGAUCCCGCGCGUCCAGCUGGCCGUCAACUCGACGUCCAUCAACAUCUUGCCCACCGUGCUGGACCUCUUGCUCAGCACCGUGUCCCUGGGCGCGAGGGACGCGGACGCAGCGGCGGACAUUGUCCAGGACUACGAGGGACAGUCGCUCAUCCGGCCGUUUCAGGCCACGAGGCGCGGCCGUCGCGCCUGGAACUUUGGCGUGGUCAACCCGGGCGGUCGCUUCCUCGCCGUGACGUCGGCAGACACGCCGUGGAGACUGGUCCUGUCCUGGGACAACAGCGCCGAGUACGUCUUUACGAGCACGGGAGAGGACGGGCUGAGAGAGGACGAAGAGCUGCUGGGCUGGUCUCUCGACGGGCUCGGGUCCGAAGUCGAGCGGAAGCUGGGCGUGGACGCGGCCGCCUGGGUGCGCGAGGCAGAGUCUGUAGCGCAGUGGUGGGCGGUGGAACGCAAGCGACUGUGGCAGACGUCGUGA
Metarhizium album ARSEF 1941 is the source of this 1917-nucleotide messenger RNA. Its product is annotated as sulfatase domain-containing protein. The transcript has a single exon. The record is from RefSeq and is a predicted model, not a curated record. The coding region runs from base 1 to 1917 and encodes 638 amino acids. Lineage: Eukaryota; Fungi; Ascomycota; Sordariomycetes; Hypocreales; Clavicipitaceae.